Messenger RNA from Scleropages formosus (Asian bonytongue), 978 nucleotides. It is a transcript of the gene nme5, whose product is annotated as NME/NM23 family member 5. Bases 209 to 844 code for a protein of 211 amino acids. The record is from RefSeq and is a predicted model, not a curated record. Gene Ontology annotation, cellular component: cilium. The transcript has 6 exons. Gene Ontology annotation, biological process: UTP biosynthetic process; cilium movement; negative regulation of oxidative stress-induced intrinsic apoptotic signaling pathway. Lineage: Eukaryota; Metazoa; Chordata; Actinopteri; Osteoglossiformes; Osteoglossidae. Gene Ontology annotation, molecular function: nucleoside diphosphate kinase activity.
UCGUAUAGUCCGCUGCAUUUACUUGUAGUAAUGUAGCUAACGCUUUUCUACAAAGUAGCGUAUUCCAAAAUGUUUGCAACAGGUGAUGAUCUUUAAAUACUGAAACAGCGUUAUCAAAAACGUCGUUUGUGUGAUAAAAUCUUACUGCCGGAGCACGUUGUUCCUUCGCCUCGGUGCAGCUGUCUUGGAGAUAAGAGAAGAUACAGAAAUGAGUGAAACUCAUCUCUGCCAUAUUCAUGUGGAAAGAACACUGGCUUUACUCAAACCAGACGCCGUCCACAAGGCUGAUGAAAUAGAGGACAUUAUUCUGAGAUCUGGAUUUAUGAUUCUGCAGAAACGGAUGCUGCAGCUGAGCCCUGAGCAGUGCAGUGAUUUUUACGCGGAACAAUAUGGAACGCUCUUCUUCCCAAGCCUCAUCGUUUUUAUGAGCUCUGGGCCCAUCGUUGCUCUUGUCCUUGCCCGGGAACAAGCUAUUGAUUCUUUUAAAGCGUUGAUUGGACCCGUUAACCCUACAAUUGCUAAAGAAACACACCCCAACAGUCUGAGAGCCAUAUACGGGACUUCGGAUCUGCGGAAUGCUUUGCACGGGAGCGACAAUUUUUCUGCCGCUGAGAGAGAAAUCAAGUUCAUUUUCCCAAACUGUAUCAUUGAGCCCGUUCCUAUCGGCGAGGCUGCCAAGGACUACUUGAACAGAUUUGUGAAUCCCACGCUGCUCCGUGGACUGACAGAACUCUGCAGCACUAAGCCCGCUGACCCCAUUACCUGGCUUGCUGACUGGUUAACAGCAAACAACCCCAACAAGCCUAAGAUUUCAAAUUCAGCAAUAAUCGAAGAAGCAGCCUAAGGAAGGAUCUCGUAGGAGUACUAUUUGAAAAAAAAAAAAAAAGGAUCUGCUGCCAACACGUUUUUGUGUUACAUGCAAGCAAUAAAAAAAAAAACUUGCUUCCCCCCACAGGUGUCUAGUCUUGGCAUGUUUAG